Molecule: messenger RNA, 2735 nt
Organism: Neltuma alba
Lineage: Eukaryota; Viridiplantae; Streptophyta; Magnoliopsida; Fabales; Fabaceae
Product: myosin-binding protein 7
Exons: 7
Coding region: 501-1973 (490 amino acids)
Source: RefSeq, a predicted model, not a curated record
AAAGAUGAUUAUGGAAACUCUAGGGUUUCCAAAUCAUCUUUAUCUUUUAUUUUUUUCACCUUCUAUUUUCCCUCCCUCCGAACCCCGUUCCCGCUCGUGAAUUCUUUCCUCACAAGAAAGCGGGGACGAAUGUUUUGGUCUUUUUCUCCCUCUCUCUCCAUUCGUUGCUGGUUGCUGGUGGCCUCUUCUUAAUUUUGGUUCGGAUCUUAAAUCGAGGGCGAAAUUUCCAGGAAAGUGACCUUCAAUUUCUGUUUCGUACGUCCUCAGCGGGCGACUCUUGAUUCCUUACAACUAGUUCUCUGAGGUUUGCCUGAGAUUGUUUGGGCUGAGAGGGGCAACAUCGAAGGAUUUUGGGUUAGUGUGAGGGUAAGAGAAUGCCUAAUGGUAACAUGAAGAGAAGAAGAUGCUAUAGCUCCCAUGAAAUCUACUGUUCUCCGAUUUUUGAUCUGUCGGACCUUUGGUGAUUUUCUGUUUGUUGAAAUUCGAAUGUGACUUGUUUUAUGGAUUCAGAAGCAGUUCCAUCUUCCACGAAUUCAGUUAAAUGUUGCAACUGCGACUGUAGUUGCUCGCUGGCAGCUGAUUCUUCAGCAACCUGGCUUCGUACUGUUAAACGGAAGCUUGAUGAGUUUGAAAGGGAUGACCAAUUCUCUAUACCUGAGUUGGAUUGCUUUUCAGUUGCACGGGUCCAAAUCGACAAUGAAUGUGAAGCGUUACGUGAGACAGUUGCCAGGCAACAACAAGCAAUACAAGAUCUAUGCGCUGAAUUGGAGGAGGAAAGAAAUGCUUCAUCAACGGCAGCAAAUGAGGCCAUGUCUAUGAUAUUGAGAUUGCAGAGGGAGAAAGCAGAGAUUGAAAUGGAAGCUCGGCAAUUCAAGCGUUUUGCAGAGGAGAAGACGUCGCAUGACCAGGAGGAGCUUUUAGCAUUGGAGGACUUGUUGUAUAAGAGAGAACUGACAAUACAGGCGCUUACAUGUGAGGUUCAGGCUUAUAAGCACAGGAUGAUGAGUUAUGGCCUCACGGAAUCAGUGGCAGCAGGUGAAGGGAACCUGAGCUUGGGGGAAUGGGGUGAUCAAUAUGAGCUCCCCACCUAUGACUACCCUCCUUUAAAAUGCAGUGAACAUGCUGCCAUGGAUGCUGAGAAUGAUGACACAGAUAUUGAGAAAUAUGCAUUUGGUGAAACUCCUGAUCGAUUGAGAAACUUGGAAAAUAGAAUCUCCCAAAUAGAGAAAAGUUCUAUUCAUAAUCAAGUGGAUGGGGAUUAUAUGGGGAAAACUAUUCUAGAGAGGGAGGUAGUUGGACAAUCUCCAAGGCGGAGUAGACAUACAAGAAGGAUAUCCAACGACUCAAGUUCAUUCAUAGUGGAUUCUCCCAAGAGCUUUAGGAAGAUGGAUUCUGUCUCACAGACAGAUGACCCUUCCAAUUUGAGAAGGGUAGAUUAUGCAUCAGAAACUGGUGAUGAUAUGGGCGAUAGAGUUUAUACUAUUGACUCUGUUCAUACGAGGACACCAUACAAAGGUGUUUCAGAGUCCAAACAUGGAGCUGUUUAUGAAGAUUAUUCAACCGCUCCAAUGGAGUCACUGAAUCGUGCUGACUUUGAAGAUCCAGACAUAAAGAAGCUUUACAUGAGACUUCAAGCUCUUGAGGCUGAUAGGGAGUCAAUGAGGCAAGCAAUCAUUUCAAUGCGCACUGAUAAAGCACAGGUUUUGCUACUUAAGGAAAUAGCUCAACAUUUGUGCAAAGGCAUGUCACCACAAAGAAGAAUGGCAGUAAGGAAGCCGCUUGUCGUUAGAAGUUUUUCAUUCUUGUCAAUUUUUAAGUGGAUGAUAUCGUUGGUUUUGUGGAGAAAGAAAGCUGGUCAAAGCAAGUAUAUGUUUGGGCUACCAGCCAAUGGUGUGGGCUUACUAAUGCUUUUGGACAAGAGACCCCGUGGGAGGCCAUGGAGAUGCGUCUCAGUCACCCAGUUGGGAGAUUAGUUCUUGAAUUUCCGUACUGGCUUGCAGAGGGUAAGCUCGGAUGUGGGAAUACCAAAUUACCAAUCGCAAACUGAAUUUUAAUCACACUACUACCACUCUGAGAUUUCUCUCUCCUUUUCUUCCUGCCUGGGUCUCUUUCAUGCUGAGAAAAUGGUGUUCUGUGCAUUUUUCUAUUAUUUCUUCUGUAUGAAUUGAAUAUGAUUUGUUGGGUGAUCGGUGGAACUUGCAAUACGAGCGUACAUACUCAUGGUUUGUUUGAGAACGAAGCGCAUGUCCUUUUACAGUUCUCCUGUACAUCGCAUUGUUUCAAGGUUCCUCUUUGUUGUACCAUGCAGUUCAACUUCAUAUCUCCAGUUCCAACUUACCGCUGGUUUGAUUGUGGGUUCUUGCCCAGCUCGUUUCUUUCUGUAUUGAUUAUGUAAAUUUGUAUAAUAUCCAUAUUGUAUAUGCUAUCAAGUAUUAGUGACAAUUUGUUGUUUACCGAGGGUCUGCCGUUUUUGUCUCAAUUGAAUUGGUGAAUGGGGGAACAAGAAGUUGAUCAAGACAUAUUUGACGAAAACGAAUUUGCAGUUGCGCGCUGGCCCCAUUUGCUUGAAGUCCACCAGUAUUGACUUCACGGCGAUGAUGGAGAAUUGCAGGCUUGCUUGAGGCUGUGUACUUUGGUCCAGAGGUAGAUGGGUACGACUGGGUUAAUGGCAAUGUAAUUUGUCUGAAUAUAUUCGUUAGCAUAUCAAUAUUGAUAUGCCAAUAUUAAAGGUUCUG